AUGCCAACCUACCCUAUCCGGCGUCGACCGCGCGAGUGCAAGACGUGUAUGCCAUGUCGCGCCAGUAAAGUUCGCUGCGACCGCAAUGUGCCCUGUGGCAAUUGCGUGAAGCGCAAUUUUUCUUGUUCCUACGGUCGCCCAGCGGCGAAGCUACCAGACCCUUCAUCGAUCGAUAUGGCCUCUUCAUCUCUACAGUCUUCCUUCGCGCCGGCAAUUGCCCCCGCAUCUACCUAUGCCGUUCCUCCUCCCGAUGCUUCUUAUCCUGCCGAUCAACCGUCCGUAUCUAGCGAGGAUCCGGAUCCAGAUUUACCAGAGGUUAUCGACAUAUCGCAGGCCGAGUGGAAUGAGAUUAACACCAAGAUGGUUGCCAUGGAACAGAUCAUCGGAAGCCUUCAUUCUCUUUUCCAAUCUCAUUCGUCGCGCAAGCCAAUAGAGGAAUCUUCGUCGAAGAGGAAAGAUUUUGACCGGUCAGAGGGUGUCUAUGGUUCGAACUCAUUGAGCACGGGUGCUGUCCAUCUGGGAUCUCGGUCGGCAUUGGUGGAUAUCCUGAACAAUUCAAGGGUCGAUGAGGACACGGCGCAGGCAUUACGCCAGGAAGACCUACUGGCGGACCUGGCAUUGGGGAACGACUCGGUCGCGUAUCCGUUCGUGGAUCUGUGGUCUUCCGAUCCAUACACUUUCAACAUCGCUGGGGUGUGCGCUGUCCUGCCUGAUGAUGAGCAAUGUCGGCGAUUCAUCUCAUUUUAUAAAGAUAUUGGCUCGGUAUUAUACCCCGUACUUACAGAACACGACAACCUUGAGCAAAAAUCAUACCAGUUACUCGAGGGAAGACGAAAGGCCGGGGGUGAAUAUAAGCCAGAUGCCAAUGGAUUAGUUAAACCAUAUGGAAUGGAUUUGGUAUUUCUCAGCUUGUUCUUUGCGGUGCUCGCCUCAGGCUGUCAACUAUCAGAUCUGCCUGCGCGAGACCGUGAACUGACAUCAUGGGUAUACGUCUCUUGUGCAUAUCAAUGUCUGCGCAUGUUGAAUUAUGUCUCCCAACCCACAGUGGAAAUCAUUCAAAUUCUUCUUAUAAUCAUCAAUGUCUUGUCGUAUAACAUGAACGCUGGCGCAUCAUACACCUUGCUUGGCAUGACGGAGCGAAUGUGUCUCUCGCUUGGACUUCAUGUUGAGUCCACAGGCUUCUCUUUUGUGGAGCAAGCGGUGCGACGGCGCGUAUGGUGGACAAUGGCCUUUCAGAACAGUCAUUUCUCACUUGCGUAUGACAGACCAUCCAUCACCAUGGUCAGUCAACCGGAAAUCCCGUAUGAUCCCAAAUCCAUGCCCGGACAUCGAAACUACUUCGAAACCCUCUGUCGAGUGGUAUCACUCUCUCUAGAAGUUUUGCGAUCUCGAAUGUAUCCGGGUUCGCAGCAGCCACGAUUUAAUGAGAUCCGCGAAUACAAACAGCGGAUGCAGCGCAUCCUCGCCGAAGCUAGCCCGCACCUUCGUCGUCGCGAUCUCUGUCGGACCCUAGCUGAGCAUAUUGAGCGCACCGAGUUGCGCCUCCAUUCCUCGUAUCUCCUUUCCGUUUUGUGUCGCAUAUCAUUAGACAAACGAUCGCAUUUAGAAGAACAACGACGAGCGGUAAUCCGAGAAGACUGCAUCGACAGUCUCAUCAACACCAUCGAUGCAUUUGUUGACUUGCAUGAGAUCAACUCUCACUGCUCUCGGUCAUGGAUCAGCCUCCAACGAUCGAUUGCAUCGGCUUUCUUGUUGGUGACCAACGAUGACGGUGUGCGAACGUGGGAGCUUAUUGACCGACUGGAGAAAGUUCUGGCCGAUCAUGUAUAUGAAAAUGGAGAUGCAGACCAUAACACUCACACCGACUCCGCCAAGCACCUGUCUUCGUCACUCCGUGCUCUGCGUGAGAUCCGCGGGGCGUUCUCUGCGCGCCGAGGUGUAUUCGUCUCUUCGAUACCCGGCCAAGAAGAAGCAUUACAAUUAUCCAAUAUGUCUUCAUCGGCAUCCAGGAAUUAUGCUCCGCAGACGCUGCCAAACCUCGCCGCAUCUCCAGGCUCUGCGCCUCGAUCUGAGAUUUACCACAUGCAGAACAUCUUGGAUCAAGUAUCGGAUGUCAUGCUUUUCCCAAACAUGAACGGGAGUAGCCCAACAGUACCGGAAAUCUGA
Messenger RNA from Penicillium taxi, 2166 nucleotides. RefSeq lists its product as uncharacterized. The transcript has 5 exons. Lineage: Eukaryota; Fungi; Ascomycota; Eurotiomycetes; Eurotiales; Aspergillaceae. Gene Ontology annotation, molecular function: DNA binding; carboxy-lyase activity; zinc ion binding. Gene Ontology annotation, biological process: regulation of DNA-templated transcription; DNA-templated transcription. The coding region runs from base 1 to 2166 and encodes 721 amino acids. The record is from RefSeq and is a predicted model, not a curated record.